AGAUCGAUUUUUUGUUUGCUUUCUUUUAAUUUCAAAAGAUCUGUAUUUUUUUUGGGUGGUGGGAUCGAUGGUACUGUAUGGAUGUCACGUUCAGUACGAGUUGGGAACUGUUAUCUACAAUUUUUUCUAUUUUUAAUUCUUAUUUCAGGUUCAGAUGGGUAUAAAAUAUUCAUUAUCUCCGUCACGACAAUAUGAAUUUUACUCGUAACCUUUUCAGGUCGUUGGGUGUUAGAGACCUCGCUUAUCUCAGGGCCAGCUUUUAAAUGGGGCGCCAAGAGGGGAUUUUUAUGUAAAUUUUAUAUAUAUAUACACAGCUAUACAAUGCAUUUUAUACUUAUAGAAUUCAUUCUAUAGCUAUACAAUUCAUUCUACAAGUAUAUAAUAUUUUAAUUCUAUAAGCGUAGAUAGAAUUCAUUUUAUAGCAUAUACAUUUCAUUCUAUAACUACAUAUAAUGAAUUAUAUAUAUACAAUUCCAUUCUAUAAGCGUAGAUAGAAUUCAUUCUAUAGUUAUUCAUUUUGUUCUAUACUUAUAUAUACAAUAUAUACAACAAUCAAAAUGACGUGGACCUUAUGUUAAAAUAACAAUGCAUGCGAUUGUGUAGCCUAUGGCCCAGUCGUUGCUUGUGAGGUUUGCGAUAAUCGUGAAAAUUAGCCAUGGCAGAGCUUAUAUGGUACUACUUAUACACGCCUCCACUGCCAUAUUUGUUUCAAAUCUUGUUACAUAUAUAUAUAUCCUGAUACCUGACUUCUUUUAUCACACAUCCUAUAUAUAAUCAUCACCACCAUAAACCUUCACCUCCUCGACGACUGGUUUCUGAUACAGUUUCGAGAAAGCUGUGUCCAUUAUUGCGACCAGCCAGCCAGACAGCGGGCAGGUGAGGACGGGGUAGGGGCGACGUUAGAGGAUGGGGAAGGGGAUGGUCGAGGGGCGAAAUGUUUUUCUGCAAGUGUUUACAGAGGAAAAAAACUUCGGGCCUGUUCGGUACUGUCCGGCAGAUUGCGGGCGCUGUAUUCGUCCUACUUCUGCCAGCAAACAGUUGGGAUUCACAAAUGCAAUGUGUGACAUACAAAUAAUGCCCCAAGACCAGAUCGGAAUCCCGGACCUCUCACUGCAAUGGUGACAAGCGAGUGUUUUAACACUACAUAACAGAUGAAAACAUGGAGUUGGUGACACUGCGACAGAUACAGGAAGCACAGAGAUGUCUUCUUGACAGUGGAUUGGUAAUUCAAACUCCUCUUCUAAAAGAUUCACAAGCAAUGUUUCCAGGCCUUGGUCACCUUCAUUUGCACCUGAAACUUGAAAAUAUGCAAACAACAGGCUCAUUUAAGAUCCGUGGAGUGAUUAACCAGCUUGAAAGCAUCCUACACAGUGGAGAACUCAAUCACAAACAGCUAGUCACCAUUUCUGCAGGAAAUUAUGGAAAAGCCUUUGCAUAUUAUUUGCAGAAAGCAGGGCUUGUUGGUACCUGCAUUGUACCACUAACAGCAGCAGAAAGUAAUGUUCUGCUGUUGAAGGAUAUGGGGAUAAAUGUGGAGCAGACUCCGACAUGGGAAAUGCAGGCAACAUUGGAUCAUCACAUUUUAGAAGAGGGAGAUAUUUUUUGCCACCCUUUUGAUGAUCUUCAGUUGAUCGCCGGCUUUGGAACGUGUGCACUGGAGGUUUUAGAUGCUGGUAUUGAGCCUGACGUGGUACUUGUGUCUUGUGGCAGUGGUGGACUGGUGGCAGGCGUGGCUGCUGCACUUCAGCUGGUUUCCCGAAAACCAGUAUUGGUGUAUGCAGUUGAGCCAGAAGGAUCCAACACAAUGUGGGAGAGCAUGAGAGUAAGACAUGCAGUGACAAAGCCAUCUGUACAAUCUGUAGCCAGUGCACUCUCACCACCUUGUACAGGUAAGCUGUGCUAUGCUCACUGCAAGAGGUAUGUGGAAGAUGUCAUCCUUGUCUCAGACAAGGAAAUCAUUGAUUGCAUGAAGAUUCUUCUUGAUCGAGGCAUCAAAGCAGAACCCUCUGGAUGUGCAGCCUUAGCGGCCAUACUGAACCACAGAGUACCAGAUGUGGAAGGAAAAGAUGUGUUGGUUCUCAUCUCAGGUGGCAAUAUUUCUGUGGAAGAGCUGCAUUUCCUUAUUCCCAAAUGAUCUGCAUGGUUGCUGAGUUUCAAAGUGACUACCUGCCAGAAGCUCAAGCAGACAGCUGGCUGGUGAAACAGAUAAAAAAUUAUCUCAUCACCAGAGAAAAAGUAACUGCCGCUAAGAAAAUAUUUUUUUCUUUUAAACUGUAAAUGUUUGAUGCUGCUCACAGUAAACAAUUUUGAUAGUGUUACCCAAAAGUGUAAGGGAAGUGAUUUAUGAGAAUAACAGCCUCCCGCCAAAUUUCUUUUGCAUUUUUUCAUUGCUUAGAGCCCUCUGGUAUAGAGGAUUUUAUUAUCAUGAAUUGAUGUCACAUUUAUUAAUCAUGAAUUUUGUCAUUUGUUGAUUAAAAUUCAUAGAUUUGUUCUAGUUUUAUUGGUUUUUCCUUGUAUUUUUAAUGCCAUAUAUUCAUCACAGGUUUUUUUUUUGUUUUGUAUAUUUAAUGUACUAAUGACUAUUGCAACUGAUGUUUUGUGAUACAUCAAUCAAAAUAUGUGAUACAUUUUUUUUUUCUUUUAAAUGACGUUAAAGACAGAAGUUUUCUCUUAAAUAACUUCCUGAAAGUCUUUAACAGGUAUGGUCCAGCAGAAGUCCAAGAAAUAUGAUAUGUGCAUAUUUAUUGUUUGUUAUUAUUUCCAAAUUUUAACUAUUGCUAUAGUCAGUGGUCGGGUGGGGUGCAUGGUUUCCUUCCUUUUGUUUGCACUGGCUAUUUGAUGACUGGUUGAAGGAUACUGGGUGCGUAUGUUUGUCUAAUGGCAUCCCAGGUUGUAUGUCGUGUGUGUGUGAAUGCACGAAGGGAACAAGAACUUAUCGGGCAUGAUCUCAAGACGAACAGAACACUUGUUCAACUGACAACAGUCGACACGUCUCCGGCUUCAAGGCCACAAACGGGAACAUUCUUUAAGACCGAGACAUGAAUCAGGAGAGCAAUGUUUGGGAGAGUCGUGACACUUGGGUUAGAGACCAUUGCUGUAAGGGGUCUGUGACAACGGAACGUCGAUCGGUACUGCAAAGGAUUACUCGACCUCAUUUGGGGCUACCUGUGAGAAGUUCCAAGGCUGGCAGAAACUGCCUUUCUCAGAGAUGAGGGCAGCUUCAAAGCAUUGGGAUGAGAAGGAUUAUAUUGCAACAUUGCGGUGUUCCUUCGGCGACUGUAUAUAGCAUUUUGUUCAUCCCAAAGUGUACUACUGUGUGCUGUAAACAGUGUAGUUGGGUAGUUAGCUGUUGUUGUCGUCAAAGAAGCUACAGGUACAUCACUAUAGCUGUGUCGUCAGUUGUUGCUCUCUGGGGUGGUUGGCAGACAAAGUGGAGAAGUGAUGACGCGGACAGAUGGGGCACUACAAGUGGAGUCACUGGCGUGCUGCGACAGUUGGCUUGGCCUGCAACUUAUCACCCCAAGUACAAGUAAAGCUAUGACAACUGCCAGAGCUAAGCUGUGCAUAUUUAUGCAAGGGUGUGUAGUGGUUAUAAUGGGAGUCAUUUACAGCACUCUAGAUUAUAAGUACAGAUAGUGUUGCGACCCCUUUUAAAUGAGCCCAAUUGUCGCACGUAUUUUGCAUGGUUAAUAAAUCUUGUGAUUUGGUUCACACAUCAUUAAGUCUGUUGUUCGAGGAAGAGCAUCAGUGUGGCUCGUCAAUUCUGUGAUGAGAUUUUAAGUUACUGACACCUUUGUGCCACUCCCAGGGGCCAUUGUAAAGGCAGGAACAUUGUAACCAUAUGGAGCUUCUUAAAAGCUAUGCAUCUAUUUGUUUAAAAUAAGGUCAGUAAUAACUAAAGAUGUGCCUGAAUUGUAAGAACCUAAUAAUAAACAUGGUACAGAAAGUC
Pomacea canaliculata is the source of this 3949-nucleotide messenger RNA. Its product is annotated as L-threonine dehydratase catabolic TdcB-like. Bases 1160 to 2134 code for a protein of 324 amino acids. The record is from RefSeq and is a predicted model, not a curated record. Lineage: Eukaryota; Metazoa; Mollusca; Gastropoda; Architaenioglossa; Ampullariidae. The transcript has 8 exons. Gene Ontology annotation, molecular function: threonine deaminase activity; pyridoxal phosphate binding; L-serine ammonia-lyase activity. Gene Ontology annotation, biological process: L-threonine catabolic process; L-serine catabolic process.